This is a messenger RNA of Chlamydomonas reinhardtii, 3034 nucleotides long. RefSeq lists its product as uncharacterized. Lineage: Eukaryota; Viridiplantae; Chlorophyta; Chlorophyceae; Chlamydomonadales; Chlamydomonadaceae. The record is from RefSeq and is a predicted model, not a curated record. The transcript has 16 exons. The coding region runs from base 271 to 2439 and encodes 722 amino acids. Gene Ontology annotation, molecular function: FMN binding; electron transfer activity.
GUAAAUACCAGCAGCAUUUCCAAGAUGGCAUACGCUCGUUGCAUUGCGGUCGUCGAAGUGCACGCAAGUUUCUUCUCCAAAGUGUGCUUGCCGAUUCAGCUCCGUGGGAACCAACAGCAAUAACACAGGUGGAUCAUAAACACGCUCUGUUUUAUAAUUGCAUUUCAUACUGCAGGCAAUCGCUCCUUUGCUUGCACUUGAAUACUCCGACGUGCAGACUGGUCUAGCAAGUCAACAACAAUGCGAGUAAUGCAAGGCAACCGACGUCAUAUGGCUAGCGGGCUUCGCUCAGAGAAGUCGCUGGCCUGCGUGCAAGCGGUUCCCGUUAGAGGCUCAGCGAGGUCUCUGAAGGCCGCAGCGCGCGCUACCCGGCAAGAGCGUCGCUUUGCUCGGCGCAGUGCGUUCGUGCCCCAGGCGAGCGCAGCGCUGGUGACGAAGGAGCAUGGGCCCGCGCCGGUUCAGCCGCCCUCGGCUCCCGUCAACGUGGAGGCUCAGGUGUCCUCGGUGGCGCCCAACAUCAAGGUGAUCCAGUCCAUCUGCCGCAGCGACCGCCUCAAGUACGAGGUGGAGUACGGCAUGCGGCGCGGCACCACAGACAAUUCCUACCUGGUCACGGCGCCGGGUGCGGUGACGCUGGUGGACGUGCCUUAUGAGGCGUACGCGGAGAACUUCGUGGCUGCACUGGAGAAGCAGACGCCGCUGACGGCGCUGACGCACAUCAUCCUGACGCACCUGGACGCCAAGGCAAUCCCCUCCCUGGAGCUGCUGCUGCAGCGCCGGCUGGCCGCCGGGGCCGGGGCCGCCGGCUCCAGCCCGCUGCAAGUGGUGCUGUCCAACCCCGCGCUGCGCCUGCUGCAGACCACCGUCGGCGAGAAGGCGGACAAGGCCCCGCUGCUGAGCUCCAUCCAGCUGGUGGUGGCGAGGUCGGGGGCGGCGGUGGCGCCGUGCGGCCCGGGCGCAGACGACCAGCUCAAGGUGAUCCUGACGCCCACGCCCCGCUGGCCCGACCUGCUGGUGGUGCACGACCCCCUCAACCGCGUGCUGUUCAGCUCCAAGCUCUUCUCCGCACACGCCGCGCCGCCCGCCGGCGACGCGCUGGACGAGGGCGGCUGGGAGGCCUACGGCGACGACUGGCGCUUCUACUUCGAGUGCAUGCUGGCGCCCUCGGCCCGCCAGGCCGCCGCCGCGCUGGACAAGCUGGACCUGGUGCCGGCCCGCCGCAAGCCCGGCUCCGCACCCCGCGUCAACAAGACCAGCGCGGCGCUGCGCGGCUUCUUCCGCAACCUGCUGGGCCUGAACCGCAACAAGCCCGACAGCCCCGCGCCCGCCGCCGCGCCGGCCGAGGCCUCGGAGCAGCUGCCCGUGAGCGAGCUGCUGCCCAUGCACGGCCCCGUGGUGUCGUCCGCGCUGACGCAGCUGCUGGUGGAGUACCGGCGCUGGGUGGAUGAGCAGCUGGCGGCGGCCGCCACCGCCUGCGCCUCCGUGUUCUACGCCUCCGCCUACGGCAACACCGCGGCUCUGGCGCAGGCCAUCAGCCGCGGCAUCACCAAGGGCGGCGUGGCGGUGAACACGCUCAACCUGGAGCUGUGCACACUGGACGAGGUGGCGGAGGCCACACGCACCUCGCAGGGCUUCGUGCUGGGCAGCCCGACCCUGGGAGGCCACAUGCCCACCCAGGUGUCUGUGGCGAUGGGCACCAUCCUGCGUGAGCCCAAUGCCAAGGCCAUGCCGUGCGGCGUGUUCGGCUCGUUCGGCUGGAGUGGCGAGGCGGUGGACGAGAUGGAGGGCCGCCUGCGCGACGCCGGCUUCGGCUUCGCCUUCGACGCCAUCCGUGUCAAGUUCAAGCCCACUGCCAAGGACCUGCUGAUGUGCGAGGAGAGCGGCCGCGCGCUGGCGCAGUCCAUCAAGAAGAAGCUCAAGAGCCGCGAGACCAACGUGGUGGCGGGCGCCCGCGCGCAGGCGGCCAGCGGACCGCAGCUGGCCAUGGGGCGUGUGGUGGGGUCGCUGAGUGUGCUGACGGCCAAGGACGAGGACGCCACCAGCGCCAUGCUUGCCAGCUGGGUGUCGCAGGCCUCCUUCGACCCGCCCGGCCUGACGGUGGCGGUCAAGAAGGACCGCGCCAUUGAGAAGCUGCUCAUCGUGGGCGGCAAGUUCGCCAUCAGCAUGGUGGCGGAGGGCCGCGACAAGAAGGUCAUGAAGGCGCUCACACGGCCAUUCGGCCCCGGAGAGGACCGCCUGGCGGACUUGGAGACGGAGCCCUCGCCCACGCUGGGCGCGCCGGUGCUCAAGGAGGCCAACAGCAUCCUGGAGUGCAGUGUGGUGUCGCGCAUGGAGGCGGGAGACCACUACAUCGUGUACGCCUCGGUGCUGGAGGGCAAGGUGCUGGAUGAGAACGUGCCCACCGCCGUGCACCACCGCAAGGUCGGCAACCACUACUAAGUAGCCACAGCCGUGUACUAAUCAGCCACAGCCGCGGCCUGUGGCACGCUGUGGAAUUGUGUGCGCCCUGGCGUACGGCAACCAGUUGGAUGUGAGGUUGGCGGGGGGCCCACGGGCGCCCCGGGCGUUUUGAGUGUCGAGAGUUCUGCCCUUCGGAUGUGCAUCCUUCAUCAAUGCAAGACACGGAAUAAAACAGCAGCAACGGCAUUUUGGAGACGUCUUCGCAAGUGAGCUAUACGUCAUGCGUGUUUUGCAAUCGUGGGGGCGCGUGAGAACCCGGAGUCGCCAACAUUUUGCGGCGGUGAGGGCUGACAGGGACGUGGCAGCAUCACAAAGCACUGUUUGGCGGAAGCCGCCGUCAGUUGGGUAGUCAGGGAUACCGUAAGUGCCGCCGCUGAUGCCUAUGUCGGCUGAAGCACUCCGCACGUGACGCGCGCAUACCGGUAUUACAUUAGGAAUAGGAGUCACCAAGGGAGUCACUGGAGUCAGGCCUAGGGCAACGGGUCUGCGAGCCCCCACAUAGCCUGCCCCUAGGACGGCUCGUCAUUAUUGGAGUGAGUGAUGUUCUGUACAGGCUCUGUAACUACGGUAAUGC